GGUACUUGGUAGCCUAUUUGUCCUCUACUUCAAAAGGAGGGAAAAAACGAGAAAGCAGACCCUUAAACCCUAAAAUCAAACCUCUCGAAAUACGGUGGUGAACAAUCAACUGGUUAGGGUUUAUGUUAAACCCUAGAAAACCCUAUUAACCCUGUUUCCUUUACUUUGAUUCAUCCACAAAUACUCGCAGCAUACAAGAAUGUCGAGACUACUUCGAAACGUAUCGAUUCUAAAACGCUCCGUAUCUCAUUUUGAGGACUCUAAGAGGUGUUUACCAGGAUUAUUGUCUCAGAUAAGCAGUUUCUCCACCAAAGGUAAAAAGAGGUCAAAGUCUGAUGGAAGUGAUUCAGGUGAAGAGAAUAUGUCUAAAAAAGAUCUGGCCCUAAAGCAAGCAAUUGAUCAAAUUAACACUUCUCAUGGAAAGGGUUCUAUCAUGUUUCUUGGUCAAUGUGCUUCUCCCAGACAAGUCCCAGUAGUAUCCACCGGAUCUUUUGCGUUAGAUAUAGCACUAGGAGUUGGCGGAUUUCCAAAGGGACGUGUAGUGGAGAUAUAUGGUCCAGAAGCUUCGGGAAAGACAACUCUUGCUCUGCAUGUAAUUGCUGAAGCACAGAAGCAAGGAGGCUAUUGUGUAUUUGUUGAUGCUGAACACGCUCUUGAUCCAUCAUUAGCCGAAGCUAUAGGAGUGAACACUCGUGAUUUGCUUCUGUCACAACCAGAUUGCGGCGAACAAGCUUUGAGUCUUGUAGAUACCAUCAUCAGGAGCGGUUCAGUUGAUGUUGUUGUUGUGGAUAGUGUAAGUAAGGUUGCUGCUCUUGUGCCUAAAAGCGAACUAGAUGGCGAAAUGGGCGAUGCACAUAUGGCAAUGCAAGCUAGGCUUAUGAGCCAAGCACUGCGUAAAUUGAGCCAUUCACUAUCUAUGUCGCAGACUAUUUUGAUUUUCAUAAAUCAGGUAAGGUCAAAGCUAGCUACUUUUGGAUUUGGUGCACCUUCUGAAGUGACGUGUGGUGGAAAUGCUUUGAAGUUUUAUGCUUCAAUCCGCUUAAAUAUUAGGAGAGUAGGACUUGUAAAGAAGGGAGAAGAGACACUAGGAAGUCAAGUGCUGGUCAAAAUAAUGAAGAACAAGCUGGCUCCGCCUUACAGAACUGCACAAUUUGAACUGGAAUUUGGCAAGGGUAUAUGUCGUGAAUCAGAGCUCAUAGAAUUAGGGCUUAAACACAAAUUUAUCAUGAAAGCCGGAGGAGCAUACUAUAGCAUGGGAGACUUGAAGUUUUGUGGCAAAGAUGCUAUAAAACGUUACUUGGCUGAGAAUUUAACCGUGCGUGAGGAGCUAGAGACUAAAUUAAGGGAAAAGCUUGUUGAAGAACCGAAAAAGGUAGAAACGACAGAUGGUGAGGAUACUAUUGCUGUUGAUUCAGCCGAAGAAGAGGCAACUGCAGUGGAAGCGUGAACUGGAAAUCACUAAAUUGAUUGUUCUCUCUUAAUUUUGAGUCGAAAUGUGAUUAAAUGGUGUCGUUAGUUUUUAAAAGGGAGAUGGUGCAUCUUAUGGGGAAGGGGAAAAUGCCUAAAAGGUGGCUUUAAGUUAUGAGCCAAAAUGCAUCCAAUUCCGGCUAAUAACAUGUAAGUAUGCUAGUUUUGAAUUUUGGUCGGUGUAACAUGUAUCGUGUAUAUUGAAGUUUUAAUUGAAAAAACUUCGUUAUGUGUCGUA
Helianthus annuus (common sunflower) is the source of this 1705-nucleotide messenger RNA. RefSeq names its product DNA repair protein recA homolog 3, mitochondrial. The record is from RefSeq and is a predicted model, not a curated record. Bases 200 to 1447 code for a protein of 415 amino acids. Gene Ontology annotation, molecular function: single-stranded DNA binding; ATP binding; ATP-dependent DNA damage sensor activity. The transcript has 8 exons. NCBI's taxonomy places the organism in Eukaryota, Viridiplantae, Streptophyta, Magnoliopsida, Asterales, Asteraceae. Gene Ontology annotation, biological process: DNA repair.